Helianthus annuus (common sunflower) is the source of this 1842-nucleotide messenger RNA. RefSeq names its product magnesium transporter MRS2-3. Lineage: Eukaryota; Viridiplantae; Streptophyta; Magnoliopsida; Asterales; Asteraceae. Gene Ontology annotation, molecular function: magnesium ion transmembrane transporter activity. Gene Ontology annotation, biological process: magnesium ion transport. The record is from RefSeq and is a predicted model, not a curated record. Bases 65 to 1576 code for a protein of 503 amino acids. The transcript has 6 exons.
AUAUUGUUGCCCCAAUAACAUUUGAGCAACAACUCCACAAUACUUGCUCAGACCCCUCCUAGUCAUGAGAGUCCCCACCCCUCCUCCGCCAAUCGCCGUCGCAUUCGCCGCCACACCGGAAGAAGACAUCUUCGACUCCGUCCGAGCCACCGCCGUCGUCGGAGGCCCCGCCCUCCGUAAAAAAGCCACCGGAGUCCGCCCAUGGCUCCUCCUAGAUUCCACCGGCCACGCUCAGAUCAUCGAGGCCGGUAAGCACGCUAUCAUGCGCCGAACCGGUCUACCUGCUCGUGAUCUGCGCAUCCUUGAUCCCAUCUUAUCCUAUCCGUCAACAGUUCUUGGUAGAGAACGAGCAAUUGUUAUUAAUCUGGAGCAUAUCAAAGCUAUAAUUACUGCACAAGAGGUUUUGUUGUUGAAUUCCAAAGAUCCUUCUGUUACUCCGUUUGUUGAUGAAGUUCAACGGAGGAUAUUGCGCCAUCAUCACGCUACUUCUCAGAAGGAAGCGGUUGGUGCGGAUGCUGACUGGACACAUUUGUAUGAUUUGGGUGAGCCACGGUCAAGAGAAGCUAGUCCUCCGAGAGCAGAGGCUAGUGUCAGUACUCCGGAGAGUGGCAACGAGGUUAAAGCUGAUGGAAAACAUUCUUUCGAUAAGCGAGAUGGACCAAAGCUUCUUCCAUUUGAGUUCGUUGCACUGGAGGCGUGUCUAGAAGCAGCCUGCAGCUCUUUGGAUAAUGAGGCUAGAACUUUGGAGCAAGAAGCACAUCCGGCUCUGGAUAAACUGACAUCGAAGAUUAGUACUCUCAAUUUGGAACGCGUCCGACAGAUUAAAAGUCGGUUGGUUGCUAUUACAGGACGUGUUCAAAAGGUUAGGGACGAACUAGAGCAAUUGCUAGACGAUGAUGGAGAUAUGGCUGAAAUGUAUCUGACGGAUAAACUGGAGCAACAACUCGACAAUUCUUCAUCAUCUUCUUCAUUUGUCAACGAGGAUGAUGACAUGAACGAAGAGAUUCUUCAAACAGAAACUGAUGACAGAGUUCAAAAUGAGGGUUUAAUGGAUGGGAAUGAGAAUACAAACUUACACGACCGUGACAUUCAACAAAUGGAUAGUCAAUCCGAACGUCUUUUCCGAGCUAAUACGCUCGGGAGAGAGAGCCGUGGGACCCGCACUAGCACAACACGGAGUGGUAACAGCAAGCAUUUAGACAUUGAGGAACUUGAAAUGCUCUUGGAAGCUUACUUUGUUCAGAUCGAUGGUACUCUGAACAAACUAUCCACUCUGAGGGAGUAUGUGGAUGACACAGAAGACUACAUUAACAUAAUGCUAGACGACAAGCAAAAUCAUCUUCUGCAAAUGGGUGUCAUGUUGACGACUGCAACUCUGGUGGUGAGUGCUUUCGUGGUGGUUGCUGGAGUGUUUGGCAUGAACAUUACUAUUGAGCUGUUUAAUGAUGCAACUGAUGAGCUGAAGGAAAUUGGUAUGCGUAAAUUUCUAUGGACGGUUGGUGGUGGUACCACUGGUAGCAUUUUCCUAUAUGUCAUCGCCAUCGCUUGGUGCAAAAGCAAUCGCCUGCUGGAAUAACGGACAUGAAUAUGGUUAUAGUUAUGUACACGUGGUUUUCUAUAUGCUCGGUGCGUGUUGCCAGAAGCUCCCGAGGUUUGAAACCGGCAUCUUGUGAUGUUAAUAGAAUGAAAACUUAUUCUUUGUUUCCAGCAUGGGAGUUGCUUGCUCCUUCCUAAAACACACGAGAUGUGCUUUACAUAUUUUUAAUAAAAUUGUUAUUAUUUAAAUAAAUAUCAAUUGCUUUUAUUCCUUAGUACCUAUAUCAAGAAAGGAAUUUGAUGUUA